Sphaeroforma arctica JP610 is the source of this 553-nucleotide messenger RNA. RefSeq lists its product as hypothetical. NCBI's taxonomy places the organism in Eukaryota, Ichthyosporea, Ichthyophonida. Gene Ontology annotation, biological process: mitotic sister chromatid cohesion. Bases 1 to 375 code for a protein of 124 amino acids. The record is from RefSeq and is a predicted model, not a curated record. Gene Ontology annotation, cellular component: Ctf18 RFC-like complex. The transcript has 4 exons.
AUGCUGCUCAAGAUUCAGUACUCGGAUAAGUCACGGGGGGCAGACGGACCGGCCGAAUAUGGCAUGAUUGAAAUUCAAGCAGAGAUAAAGUCCAAUCAGUUGGCUUUCGAUGGUACACAGAUCGGAGACUUUGAGAUCCUGGAUAAUGGCAAAGCAACCCUUUCGGUUGGGCCUCAAAAGAUCCUCGGGAAGGUCAAGGACCUCGAUACGCCAUACGCAGUCACGAAGAAGAUACUAGGCGAAGAUGGGAAGUGCAUUGGGUUCGAAGUGGUAGCAAUCAUCCGCAAGAAAUUCCUAUUUGUAGAGCGACCUAUCGCACUGAUCAGUAGAGACAAGAUUGGCGCCAGCACAUUGAAAAAGAGGAAAGCGCAUUGAGCUAGGCUUGCCAAACCCCCCACUCCCACCCGAAGUUCUAACCAAAACUAUAGGCGAGCAAGACUAUGCACGUGGCAAGACUGUAGCAUUUCCUAACCAUCAGUCGCUGCUACCAAGUCAUCGAUAUCCCAAUCCUGCAAUAUGCUUUUCGCAUAGUGGAUCCUCUCCCCCUAUCCCG